AUGGAUCCUGACUCAUCUAUUAUUACUGAUCCUGAAUCAUCUUUAGUUAUAGAUGAUUAUAAUGAAAUAUAUGAUACGUUGUCUUCUCCAGAGUUAGAGACCAAUUCAACUUCAACUUUGACUAACAAUGCAAGAAAACCAUCGCCCUUAUGGUUUUAUUUUGAAUUUAAAGCCGAAGAGCCUAAUCACCCAAUAUGCAAGAAAUGCAGUAUCAAAUUUUCAGAUAAAACUGGAAACUCAAGUCUAGAAAAACAUUUGAGUCUUGGAACUGGUUCUGGACCAAGUUCUGAACUGAACCUAGACUAA
Messenger RNA from Dentiscutata erythropus, 306 nucleotides. The record is from the annotation of a GenBank genome assembly. NCBI's taxonomy places the organism in Eukaryota, Fungi, Glomeromycota, Glomeromycetes, Diversisporales, Gigasporaceae.